Messenger RNA from Sphaeramia orbicularis (orbiculate cardinalfish), 6705 nucleotides. RefSeq names its product coagulation factor V (gene f5). Bases 217 to 6150 code for a protein of 1977 amino acids. The record is from RefSeq and is a predicted model, not a curated record. Gene Ontology annotation, cellular component: plasma membrane. The transcript has 25 exons. NCBI's taxonomy places the organism in Eukaryota, Metazoa, Chordata, Actinopteri, Kurtiformes, Apogonidae. Gene Ontology annotation, molecular function: copper ion binding; signaling receptor activity.
UAGGUAUGACUCACAAGCACGCACAAGGUUUCAAUUAUAAGAGAGUAGAAAAAAAAUAUGCCAGGACACAGUUCAUCGCCCUAGGACAUAAUGUUUACAAAGUGUGUGUGUGUGUGUGUCAGUGACAGAUAAAGCACCCGGCAGACCUCUCUGUCAGAUCACACAUUCUUUGACUUUAGGAAUAGACCGGUCUCAUCUGCAGGACUGGUUGCAGAUAUGAGGCUUUGUGGAGUUUUGUGUCUCGUGCUGGUCCUGGUUCUGACUGUCCUCUGUGUCCAAGGAAACCAGCAAAAUUCCAAGGAGAAACACUAUUAUAUCGCUGCAGUUGAGAUAGACUGGAACUACACUGGAAAUCAAACAAACAGGUUUGGAUCUACGUAUAAGAAAGUGGUCUUUCGUGAGUAUGAGAAAGGCUUCAGACAGGCUAAGACUCAUCCUUCCAAUUUGGGUCUACUUGGACCCACCCUAAGGGCUGAGGAGGGGGAGACACUUGUCGUCACUUUCAGGAACAUGGCGACCGGAGUAUACAGCAUCCACCCACAUGGGAUCGCUUAUGGGAAACAGUCAGAGGGAGCCAACUACUUUGACAACACUUCACAGAAAGAGAAAGAGGACGAUGUAGUGCGGCCUAACAGUGAACAUGUUUACUACUGGGAGGUGACGUCAGAUGUUGCUCCACAAAAAAACGACCCUUCCUGUCUUACCUACACCUAUGUCUCCCAUCAAAAUGUGGUGGAGGAUUACAACUCAGGCCUCAUUGGUACUUUACUCAUCUGCAAGCCUGGCAGUCUGGAUGAGUCAGGAAAUCAGGCCAGGUUCCACGAGGAGCAUGUGUUUCUUCUUGGUGUUUUUGAUGAGAAACGGAGCAAAUACAAGCCAAACACCUAUGAACCGGACAACCAUGUCAAAUACACCAUUAACGGAUACACACAGGGAUCACUACCUGAUGUCAGUAUUUGCGCCUACGCCUCUGUGAGCCUCCAUCUGGUGGGUAUGAGUUCAGAGCCUGAGGUCUUCUCAGUGCAUAUGAAUGGGCAGGUGCUGCAGCAGAAUGGGCAUAAGGUGUCUUCGGUCGGUCUCAUCAGCGGCUCCUCUGCAACUGCCAGCAUGGUGGCCCUCCAUCCAGGCCGCUGGCUUCUGUCCUCACACACCACCAAGCACAUGGAAGUUGGAUUGCAUGGUUUUGUUGAUGUGAAGACGUGUGAGGGUUUUGAGGCCCCCCACAGAAGGAUGACCCAUCAGCAAAAACGUCAGAGCAGAGAGUGGAAAUACUACAUAGCUGCCGAGGAAAUUGUCUGGGACUAUGCACCCAACCUGCCUGAACAUGCUGAUGAGGACUUCAAGUUGCAGUAUCUGACACAGUCCUCAACACGCAUUGGUCAGAGGUACAAGAAGGCAGUGUACACCAUGUAUAAAAACGAGUCAUUUACAGAAAGAUCAGAGAUCUUACAAAGGAAAAAUGAGCUUGGGAUCUUGGGCCCAGUGAUCAGAGCACAAAUCAGAGAUGUCAUCAAGAUUAUCUUUAAGAAUAAGGCGUCCAGACCUUACAGUAUCUACCCUCAUGGACUGACAUUUGAAAAGUUGGAGGAAGGGGCCAACUACCCAGAAGGAGGUAACCACUCUCACGCUGUUCAGCCUGGUGAGACACACACCUACGUCUGGCGUGUGGUUGAGGAAGAUGAGCCUUUAGACAGAGACUCGCGAUGUCUGACACGAAUGUACCACAGUGCGGUGGACACUCCUCGUGACAUCGCCUCUGGACUGAUCGGACCAAUCCUCAUCUGCAAGAGUGAGUCCCUCAAUGUCAGGAAUGUGCAGCUUAGAGCAGACAAGGAACAGCACGCUGUGUUUGCAGUGUUUGAUGAAAACAAAAGCUGGUACAUGGAUGACAACAUUCGACAAUAUUCAGAUCGAUCCAGAGUCAACAAGGCAGAUCCAGACUUCUAUAGGUCCAAUGUCAUGCACACGGUUAAUGGUUAUGUAUAUGAGAGUGGUCCAGUCUUGGGCUUCUGCUACGGUGAGGUUGCAACAUGGCAUGUGUCCAGCAUUGGAGCGCAGGACUACAUCCAGACAGCUACAUUUUAUGGUCAUAAAUUUGAGCUAAAUGAGCGCAAAGAGGACAUUCUCAGCCUUUUCCCCAUGACUGGAGAGACCAUCAGUAUGGAUAUGGACAACACUGGUAUCUGGCUCUUUGGUUCCUUUGGUAUGCACGAAACAACCAAAGGAAUGCGUGUAAAGUUUCAGGAUGUUGAGUGCUUCCGUGACUUCCAGUAUGAGUACAAUGAUUAUGAAGAGCCACUAGGAGGCAAAGAAUAUAUAACGUGGAAGCCAGUAUCUUUGGAUGAUAUCAAGAAAGAAGAAGAAAAAAAGAAGGAGCUAGCUAAAGAAGAAACAGCAGCAGAGCUGGAUUAUUACACAGCACUGUUCGCAGAUGAAUUAGGCCUCAGGUCUCUGAAGAACCAGACAGCAGAUUCAGAUGUGGAACAGAUUGAUCUCUCUUUCCUGGACUAUGAUAUUGUUGAUGCAGGGGCGAUUACAAAAGACACACAGAAUAAAAAUGAAACAACUUCAAAACCAGAUCCUCAGGUGGAUGCACAGAAUCAUACGUCAAUAAAAUUUAUGAACCAAAGUGAUACAGUAAAUACACAGAACAGCAGUGUGUCAUCAGGAUUUGACAGUUUCUCUGAAUAUAAAAUAGGGAACGUAACCAUUUCAAGCCUGAAUAUAUCACUUGAAAGUACAACUGUAAAUGAUAGUUCUCCUGAAGUUCUUUCAAACUUCAAUAACGUCACAUCGUCUUCAGACUCAGAGAACACAACGCUACCCAAUGCCACUUCAAUAUUAAUGGCUGGAAAUGUGUCUACAGAAUCUCCUAGCCUCACCGUAACAGAGACUACAAACCUCACUGAGAAAUUGGCAAGAAAUUUAUAUUCUAUCUUGGGGGUAAAAGGAAAAAAUGCAACAGUCAUAAAUGGAACCCAGACUUCUGUGAGUAAUAUUGUGAAAGAAGAUUCAGAGGAGAUACUAACCAGAGGGGAUGUGUUUUUCUACUCUGCACCCGUUGAUUCACCAAAAACACCAGAAGGCAACGAGUCUGUCCAGGAGAGAUUGAAUAAGACGUCUACAAGUCAUGUCAACAUAUCAGCAGCCACAACAAAUCAAUCAGUGUCUACUCCAAGAGCGAACAUUACAGUAGUUAGCAUCAGCAGCAAUGAGACACGCAACUUGACCUUAGAGUUGAAGGUGGAGAGCACAAGCAACAAAACCAAUGUCACUGAUUUACCGCAGACGGCAACAAAACUGGAGUAUCAUCAUCAAAAUGUUUCCUCUGGAGAUGAGAUCACGUCAGUCAAUUCCAGCCUUGACACAUUAAAAACAGAAAAUAUAACAUAUUCUACACAGUUGAAUAGUUCGGUGCAAAACGUCACUGUGGAACUGUUCACGUCGAAUUCAUCAAAGGAGGUAAAUUAUGAGAGUAGAAGUAAUGUAACCACUCUUCCUGGGGAGUUAAACCAUACAACCUCUGUAGAAAAUGUCACCAGCGAGACUACAAUGUUGAACGUGCCCAUUUCCAGUGAUCCAGUUACAUGGAGCAGCUCCGAGGAGUUAGGAGGUUCAGAAAGCAGUGAAGAAGUGUUCAUCUACCUCCAAGAAAACAAAACAGAAGCCAUUAAAACCACCUCCAUCAAGACACAGGAAGAAAGCUGGACUUACGAUGCGACUCACCAGAUGGUACCCAAUGAAAUUCCUGACCACAUCCUCAAAUACAUUAAGAAGGAUGAGGUUCAAACAACCCCGAUUCCAAAAAAGACUCCUAAGGUUAAAAAGGUGACGCUUCGACACAGGCCCCUUAAAGGCCAAGGUAUGAAAACAAGGAGGAGGAAGGAAUACGUGCCUCAGUCCAGGAGUGGUUUACCAUUCUCCCCUCGUGGAUUCAAUCCUGGCAUGGCCCCACGUGGAUCCCGACCCCUCCCACCACAGCCCAUUUCUGAUGAGGAGGAUCUCAUCAACCAGGCUAUAGUCAUCGGAGUACCCCGGCCAGAUUUCAGUGACUACGAGCUGUAUGUUCCUGGGGAUGACCCAGAUCACAUCGGACCAGAUGUUCAUGAUGUCAAAGCAGAUGAAUAUGAGUAUGUGUCCUACAAAGACCCCUACAGCAGCCACGAAGACAUCAAGAAUCUGAACCUGGAUUUAACCAGCAAACAUUACUCACAACUGUCAGGGCCAAAUGUCAAGACUUACUUCAUCGCUGCAGAGAAGGUCGAGUGGGACUAUGCUGGUUAUGGACGGAGGCAAGACAAGUCGCUCCAAAACACCGGAGACACGAAGUUCACCAAAGUGGUUUUCCGAGGUUACCUUGACAGUAGCUUCACUACCCCUGACAUCCGAGGGGAGACGGAGGAGCAUCUGGGCAUUCUGGGACCUGUCAUCAAGGCGGAGGUUGGACAAAGCAUCAUGGUGGUGUUCAGGAACAACGCUGAUCGCCCGUUCUCCUUACACCCAAAUGGGGUUUCGUAUACAAAGAAUAUGGAGGGUCUGAAGUAUGACGAUGGCUCCAGGUACUGGUAUCAAUAUGACAAUGAGGUUCUACCUAAUGGCAACUAUACAUACAUGUGGAAUGUCAAUUCUGCGGCUGGGCCAAUGCCAGGAGAGUCUGACUGUCGGACCUGGGCCUACUAUUCAGGUGUUAAUCCUGAAAGGGAUAUCCAUUCAGGCUUGAUCGGACCUUUACUGGUGUGUCGACAAGGUACUCUAAGUAAACCGACGACAAACAUAAGGGAGUUCACGCUGCUGUUUAUGACUUUUGAUGAGUCACAGAGCUGGUACUAUGAGAAGAAUCUUGAGAUGCUGCAGAGGAAAACCCGAAGAAGAAUGGUGGGCCCGAGCGUAAAGGAGAGCUUCAAGUUCCACUCCAUCAAUGGAAUCAUUUACAGUCUAAAAGGCCUGAGGAUGUACACCAAUCAGCUUGUGCAGUGGCACCUGAUCAACAUGGGGUCUCCAAAAGACUUUCAGAGUGUCCACUUCCACGGCCAAACAUUCCUCCACAAGAAGACCAACAGCUACAGACAAGCUGUAUUCCCACUUCUGCCUGGGAGCUUUGCUACACUAGAGAUGUAUCCGUCCAAGCCUGGCCUGUGGCAACUGGAGACAGAAGUUGGUUUGAACCAACAAAAGGGCAUGCAGACCCUCCUCCUGAUCCUGGAUGAUGACUGCUACCAUCCACUUGGUCUAGAAUCAGGCAGUGUGAAAGACGACCAGAUCACAGCUUUUAAUACUAGAGGAUACUGGGAGCCCCACCUCGCCAGACUGAACAAUCAGGGUAAAUACAAUGCGUGGAGCACCGAACAAAACCACAGCUGGAUUCAGGUGGACUUCCAGCGACCGGUGGUGGUCAGUCAGGUAGCAAUCCAGGGAGCCAAGCAACUAUUUCAGUCUCAGUUUGUGGAGAGGUUUUUUGUCUCAUACAGCAACGAUCGGCGGAAGUGGGUGUACUAUAAGGGUGACGACAAGAGUUUUAGGAAGCUAUUCUCUGGAAACCAGGAGGCUUAUGAAACGAAGACAAACACUUUCUUUCCACCUCUGGUUGCCCGCUUCAUUAGGCUCCACCCCACUGACUGGUACAACAAGGCCACACUCCGCAUGGAGCUGUACGGCUGUGAGCUUGAUGGUUGCUCUGUGCCUUUGGGGAUGGAGAGUGGACUGAUAGAAGACCGUUACAUCACCGCCAGCUCCAUAGCCUCCAGCUGGUACUCAGGACCCUGGAAACCUUCCCUCGCACGCCUCAACAAACAGGGCACCAUCAAUGCAUGGCAGGCUAAGUUUGGUAACAUGAAACAGUGGCUUCAGAUAGAGCUGCCUCAAGUGAAAAAGAUCACUGGUAUCGUCACGCAGGGGGCCAAGUCUUUGGGGAAAGAGAUGUACGUCAUGUCCUACUCCCUGCAGUUCAGCAAUGACGGAACUCACUGGAUCGACUACUCAGAAGAUGAGGGCCGUCCAUUCAAGACUUUUACUGGAAAUAUUAACAAUAACGACCACGUGAAGAACUACAUCUACCCACCUAUUUUCUCUCGGUUCAUUCGAAUCCUCCCCGUAAGUUGGAUGUACUCCAUUACCAUGAGAGUAGAACUACUGGGCUGUGACUUUGAAUGAGAAACCAUCUUCAUGAAUAAACACCUAUGCAGAAUUAAACACUUGUAGUCUAUAUGUUUGGCAUAUAGUCACUCAAAAAGAAUAUUACAUAUACUGUUUGCACUAAAACAUAGCUUUUGUGUGCAAGCAAAAGCUGGCACAUACAUACCAACAUUGCUUAGGUCAUAUAUUAAACUCAUCAUAUUGCUUGUAAAAUGUGAAAAUGUUUUGCAUCUAUAAAUAAAAUGUUAUUGCUAUAUAAAUUCUUCCUGCCACUGGGAAAUUUGCAAGUUUGCAAGUUUAUUUAAUCGCUACAAGUUUCAUUAUAGGAAGAUAUAUAAGCAUCAGGACUAUCAUCCAUUGUCAGUACUUGUUUUAUGUGUUUUUACAAUAUUAGUUUUAGAUUUUUAAGCUGUAUCAGAAAUGAAUGUUAAUAUGUGUAAAUAUGUAAGUACUAUUGCAUUGAAAGACUCUGUAAUUUAUCUGUCAAUAAAUAUGAUUAAUGUUGUUCUUAAUCUGUGACAAGCUGAAUUUGUUGGCACGCACACUGUCAGAUAGGAAGCUCUGGUAGGACUC